UUUACACUGGCACUGGCAGUGCAGAGCCGAAGUAUUGUUGAAAAUACAGUGUGUAAUUGCAUAAACAAAUAUGGCGAGACACUGGCCAAAUUGUUGUACGCUAAUUGUGUAAAUAAAUGUAUUCCAACUGUAAACCUGAAAUUUACUGUAGUGCAGUUAAAUAAUCAUAUAUAUAGUUUAUAUGGAAGCAAGCAAACGGCAAAGAUUAUUUUCAAAUGGCAACCAACUACAAAUGUUAAUACAGAAAUAAAUUCUAUACCAACAAAAUAUAAUUAAGUUAAAAAACAACACAACAAAAGCCUUAACUCAAAAGCCAGAAAUCGCAUUAAUCAUGGCCGUGCAGCUGAAGAAUGCGUAUCAUCAUCUGCCGCUGACCAUAACGCCGAUACUCUGCCAGCCGCUGCUGACGCCGGCGCCGACGCCGCCGAAGCCGGAGCCGCCAGACUUGACGUUUCACUGCAUGUGCUGUGCGGAGUUUUUUGUGCAUCCCUUGGCGCUCUACCAGCACAUGAACAGCAAGCAUCCGAACGACUCGACGCCACAGCAGCAACAGCAGCAGCAGCAACAGCACGAGCAGGAGCAGGCGGCGGAGGAGGACAGCACAGAUUAUAGCUGGAUCUUUGAGCCGGUCUGCGAGCUGGAAGUGGCCGCGGAUGCAGCGCCGUUGCGCAGCGACGAUGACAGCGACUCGAACAGCGACGAGGAGGCGGAGGAGGGCAGCGAAGCGGACAGCGACAAUGAUAGCGACAGCAGCAGCAGCAGCAACAACAGCAGCAGCGGCAGCUCCUCCAGCAGCAGCACCACCAGCAGCAGUGGUGGCCGUGGUGGGGCGAUGGGCGGCACCAACAGCAACUCAAACACGCAGCCGAGCUUGGACAAUGUCGCCUAUGUCGAUGUGGGCUCGACGCAGCCCAUGCGAGGCCUGCUGCCCGGCCUGCAGCCCAAUGAGUACCAGCUGCAGACAGCAGAUCCGCAUGAAUCCACCUCCAUCAUACUGCUGCAGCCAUCGCUGAGCAUAACUCCAGUGCCGGUGGCGCCGUUGCCAGUGAUGCAACAACAGGCGGCGCCGCCACUGCCGCCACAACCGCCGCUGCCCACGCUGAGUCUGGAGCCCGCGCCCAUUAAGCGACGUCGUGGACGGAGAAGCAAGACGAAUGCCAGCAGCGAUGGCCAAGGGGCUGCAGCCGCUGCUGUUGCCCAGCUGGGCGCCAACGGGCAGAAGUGCUUUCAGUGCACCCACUGUGAGGCAUCGUUCCCCAACGCCGGCGAUCUGUCCAAGCACGUCCGCUCUCAUAUCUCGAACAAGCCGUUCCAGUGCUCCAUCUGCCAGAAGACCUUCACGCACAUCGGCAGCCUCAACACGCACAUUCGCAUCCACAGCGGCGAGAAGCCGUACAAGUGCGAGCUCUGCCCCAAGGCAUUCACGCAGUCGAGCAGCCUGAUGGUGCACAUGCGCUCGCAUGCGGUGCGCAAGCCGCAUCAGUGUGUGCAGUGCGACAAGGGCUUCAUCAACUACAGCUCGCUGUUGCUGCACCAGAAGUCGCACUCGGCGCCGGUGGAGAGCUUCGUGUGUCCGGAGUGCGAGCGGGAGUUUAAGGCCGAGGCGCUGCUGGAUGAGCACAUGCGGAUGCACACCCAGGAGCUGGUCUAUCAGUGCGCCAUUUGCCGGCAAGCAUUCCGCGCCAGCUCGGAGCUGGUGCAGCACAUGAAGUGCCAUAUGGGCGAGAAGCCGUUCACCUGCUCCUUGUGCGAUCGCUCGUUCACACAGUCGGGCAGCCUCAACAUCCACAUGCGCAUCCACACGGGCGAGAAGCCCUUUCAGUGCAAGCUGUGCGACAAGUGCUUCACCCAGGCCUCCAGCCUGAGCGUGCACAUGAAGAUCCAUGCCGGCGAGAAGCCCUUCCCUUGCCACAUCUGCGGCAAGGCCUACAGUCAGCAGGCCUAUCUCAACAAGCACGUCCAGGCGCAUGCCAUGGAUGCGACGCCUGCGCGCCAGACGAUGCCAGCGAUGUCAGCGAUGCCGCCGGCGCCAGCGAAGGAGACGCUUGUCUGCAUCGUAUGCGGGGCGCUGCAUGCGGAUGCCACGGCCCUGGCACAGCAUGUGACGCGAGAGCACACGGCGCUGCUGGACAACAUGAAACAGGCCACAAUACCCCAGGCGCCGAUGGCAACGGGCAAAUGCAGCGCCGUGGAGCGACAGGCGCAGCAGCAGGCGUACAUGGUGCGUGUGCAGUCGAUGCUGCAGCAGAUGAACCAGCAGCARCAGCAGCAACCGGCCAUGGACUCGGCUGGCGAGGAUGAGGAGGAGCUGGACGACGAAGACGAGCUGGACGAGGAUGAGGCUGUCGAGCAGAACGAGACGCAGCAAAUGGCCAGCAUCGACGACGAUGACGAGGAUGAGGAAGAAGACGACGACGAUGACAUCGAUGAUGGUGAUGAUGAAGAUGAAGAUGAUGAUGAAGAUGCAGUCGACGAUGACGACGACGAUGAUGAUGAUGGAAAUGAGCAGCAGCUGAUAACGGAUGCAGAUAUGUACUACGAUAUGCCCGGUGAUUUUGCCGACAUGGAAGUGGGCUGCGAGGAGGAGGUGUGCGGCGAUUUUAUUGAGAAUGACGACUAUGCUGCCGAAGAGGAGGUCUACACCGAGGAUCUAUAAUAGCCGUUAAACUAUAUAUCAGAGUUAGUUAUGAGGUUACGCAUCAGUUCAGAUCACUAUGAUUACUAUUAUUGCAAACUGCAUGCAAAUCCUUGUUGUCACUGAAGCUAAGCGAACGCGAACAAACUUUACAUUUUACUAGUUUAAGUCCUGUUUCCUGACCAUAGUUAUGAUUAUUAUUGCUUAUGGUAGUAUUUAAAUCAUUAUCACUCUCUCUCAUACAACCACACUAGGAU
Drosophila arizonae is the source of this 2892-nucleotide messenger RNA. RefSeq lists its product as uncharacterized. NCBI's taxonomy places the organism in Eukaryota, Metazoa, Arthropoda, Insecta, Diptera, Drosophilidae. The record is from RefSeq and is a predicted model, not a curated record. Gene Ontology annotation, biological process: regulation of gene expression. Gene Ontology annotation, cellular component: nucleus.